GCGUAGAACGCCACUGCGCGGUCACGCUUUUGAAUGUUGAACCGAAGUCUCCCCUCGGUAACUGUGGUGGUACGCGUGGCUCAGCAGAGACUUCGGCUGAAAGACAGCAUACUACUCUUCCUAUAUCUGCAGAAAUGAGACAGGGCCUUGGAUACGUGACAGGUCCACUUACAUAUUCGGUGAUAUUAGCGUAAGUUUAUUCAGGAACGCCGCGCGAACAGCUGGCUGGUUGUUGCUAGCCGCAAAGCUAGCUCGACAAACCCAUUCCCCACAUGGAUAUUUUAAACGUAACCGCGUAAAUUUCACUUAGUGCCCUUUUCUAGCAGCGCAGACUGGGUUCGUUAGGACUUUUGGAGCUUUUCUCGUUGAAAUCUCCUAAUUUUACAAUGCGACUCUCUAGCACCGCUGUUCUCGGCGCGCUCGCUGCGGUCUUCUUGGAGUAUCACUGGAGAGAGCGGUACUGAGCCAUACUGACACACCGACAUCCAGUUACUCAAUUACGGACACAAUUUCGCCACCGGCUGUUCCUGCAGUGAGUCAGUAUCAUGGAGGCAGGCAGUGGGGCUGCUGCAGUGGUGGGGAGUGUAGCUCUUGGACUGCUCGGAGCCUCUGGAAGUCAUGACAUCUCUGACAGGGCCCUGAGUCCUGGACGACAUCCGGAAGAGGACGACAUCGUGCCAGAGCUUGCCAGGAGCAUCCACCCCCGAGAGCGACCUGACUGGGAAGAAACCAUCAGUGCAAUGGCUCGCAGUGCUGAACUUCCGGAGCUGAGCUCUGAGCCUCUCAUGCGCUCCUGUAGCAACACUGCCAGCAUGAAGGUCAAGAAUGUCAAAAAGCUCUCAUUCACCAAGGGCCACUUUCCAAAGUUAGCCGAAUGUGCCCACUUUCAUUACGAAAAUGUCGACUUUGGAACAAUACAGCUGACCCUCGCAGAUGAACAGUGCGAAGUGACACGGAAUGGCCUGGAAUCAAAAGAACCUGUGUAUUUGGUGCAGAUCUACUGUCAGGGACGUAGCUGGAUCGUGAGGCGGAGCUAUGAAGAUUUCCGAGUCCUGGAUAAGCAUCUCCAUCUCUGCAUCUAUGACCGGCGCUUCUCACAGCUCCCUGAGCUGCCCCGCUUCGACAGCCUGAGGGAGAGAGCAGAGACAGUUUCCCAGAUGCUGAUGGCUUACCUCUCCCGUCUGUCAGCAAUUGCUGACAACAAGAUCAACUGUGGGCCGGCCCUCACAUGGAUGGAGGUUGACAACAAAGGGAAUCACUUGCUGGUACAUGAGGAGUCGUCUAUCAAUGUUCCAGCUAUUGCAGCCGCCCACGUGAUCAAACGCUAUAUUGCACAGGCAGCUGAUGAGCUGUCAUUUGAGGUGGGGGAUAUUGUUUCAGUGAUAGAUAUGCCACCCAAAGAGGACACCACCUGGUGGAGAGGAAAACAUGGUUUUCAGGUGGGCUUCUUUCCCAGCGAGUGCGUGGAGCUGAUAAACGACAAGGUCCCGCAGUCUGUCACCAACUCUGUGCCAAAACCAGCGUCCCCCUGCUCUGGUCUGCGGCCGGCCUCCUGGAGUCUGUUCCCACCCUAUUUGGAGAUGGAGAGUAUAAAGCAGGACAGUGCAUUGGCACCCGACCCAUUAAACCCCUACAGGCUGAGCUCAGGUAGACCAAACUGCUUAUCCAUAUACUGCGUCUAACACGGACUAAUCCCAAACUCUCCUGUGCACCUCUGCACAGCCACCGCCGCUGACAGGUCUCCUAAACAUUACUGGCACUUCAUAGAUGUAGUAUCACUGGUCUUUCCUAACAACACAAAGGA
Messenger RNA from Triplophysa rosa, 1804 nucleotides. RefSeq names its product rho GTPase-activating protein 32-like. The record is from RefSeq and is a predicted model, not a curated record. Bases 546 to 1682 code for a protein of 378 amino acids. The transcript is spliced from 13 exons. Gene Ontology annotation, molecular function: phosphatidylinositol binding; protein binding; GTPase activator activity. Gene Ontology annotation, cellular component: fibrillar center; Golgi apparatus; cell cortex. NCBI's taxonomy places the organism in Eukaryota, Metazoa, Chordata, Actinopteri, Cypriniformes, Nemacheilidae. Gene Ontology annotation, biological process: small GTPase-mediated signal transduction.